UAGCAUUGUUUUCAUGAAAAAUAUCAAACCGUUUGUGACAAUCAUCAGCAACGACUACGACGACUCGGAUACCUUUGACAUGGACUCUAUCGGUGCCGAAGACGAGGAACCGGAGACCGUAGGUACAGCUGAAAGUGAACAUCAUCUAAACGAUGUCCAAUGUAACGGUACUUUUACGGAUAAUGAGGGCGAAAUCAAGUCACCCGGCUAUCCGGGUACCUAUCCUAACGAAAUAACCUGCGAAUGGACAGUUACCGUUUCAGGUAACCGAUCGAUAUUGUUGACCAUACGUGAUGUCCAGUUGCGGGCAUUUGAUAAACUCUAUGUACACGACGGCCGUAAUAUUAGAUCCAAACCGUUGGUCUCCUACCGGCGCUAUCAUAGCAACAAAAGUGUUGUGUCGUCCGGUAAUCAAAUCUAUAUACGGUUUGUGGCCGACAAACACUAUUAUACGAAACGCGGUACGGCUUUCCUAUUGAAUUAUAAAGCAGUCAAAUACGGAUGCGAUCUAACAUUGAACGACACUCAGGGCGUUAUCCAUAGUCCCGGCUAUCCGGACGGCUAUUACGACAAUAUGGUGUGCGAGUGGACGGUCAGUGUUGGUACCAAUCAGAACAUUGUCGUCAUGUUUGACGACUUCCAAACGGAACAGGACUCGGAUUUUUUGCACGUACUUUACACGUACAAAAAGUUUAGCGGCAACGGUAUGCCUGCAAACUUUAUAUCCAAUACAAAUCGAUUGAGAUUGAAGUUUACUACCGAUUCGGCCAUCACUGGCCGCGGCUUUAAGAUAUCCUAUAAGGUCAAGGAAUGGGGUACGGACACCAAGUUUCUGAUAGCAGCUCAUAAUGCAAUACUCAAAGCCCAGUUGGCCGGCAUCGAGACCGUAGCCUACAAUGGCGACAAAGUGACGGCUCAGCUGAUGGAUCAUAAUAUCAUGAAUGGUCAGCUGAUCUGGUAUGACGAGUCCAGACAGCGUAUGAUUUGGAAAACGGCGGCCAACGUUACGACUGUCGAGUUUGCCAUCCAUGGCCGACCAAACAGUCUGGCACUGGACUGGAUCCACGACCUGGUCUACUGGUUGGACAUACAAUCUAAGAGUAUACGGGUGUUGAGUCUCGAUGAUGUAGACAUCAUGUAUACGGUAUGUCAGCUAACGGAUGAAAACCCACGGGAUUUGCACAUCAAUGCCAUGACAUCGGUGUUGGUCUGGAGUGAUGUCGGUUGGGAUCCGAAACUAAUGAACACCAAUCUGGACGGCAGUAAUCUAACUGUACUCUACCGUAACCGGCGUCAGGCCUAUCAUUUGACCAUCGAUUACAACAAACAGCGUUACUAUUUCAUUGAUAUCGGCGACCACUCGCUCUACUCGAUUGACUUCACCGGCAAUAACGAGAUAUUCUUCAUGAAAUCGCCAGAGUUUUUCGAUUCGUUGACCUCAAUGGCCGUAUUGAACGGUGACCUGUAUUUGGCCAACGAGUUGAUGUUGUAUAGGAUGCCCGAUAUUGAACUCAGAAUACAUAGUAUUCAGAUAAUGUAUAAGAGUCACCGGUAUAAUGUUAGUGUAGGUCAGUUGCACAGUGCGGUCGACAUCAAUCGGCAACAAAUUAAUGGUUUCAAAAUACUCGACCCGAUUAUGCAGCCAAUAGUACCGAAUAGUUGUGCCGACAGUCAUCAACAGCACGACUGUCCCAACAUAUGUUUGCCAAUCGAUAAACUAAGAUAUCGAUGUCCGGCACCGGACAGUGUCUACAGUUAUAGUGAACUACUAGUGGACAGUAGUAGUGGCGGUGGCCAUGGACUCAGUGUCGAUACGUUGUCCAUAGUUAACACUAUUGCUAUUGUUAUGUUAAUUGUUUCAAACAUUUUUAUGGCUUAUAUUAUUUAUAAUCUUAAAUGGCAACUAAUGAGAAAACAAUUGUUGAAUCAAAGUGACGACAAUAUAAUGAUGACCGGUAUAGACAACAGUGAUAUUGGUAUUACCAAUAUAAGCACCGGUAGUGCCAAUGGCAUCGAUAUAAUGAAGUCCAAUGAAAACCUGUUGGCCAGUGAAUUGAGAUCCGAUAAUUAUAUUUAA
This is a messenger RNA of Oppia nitens, 2077 nucleotides long. RefSeq names its product low-density lipoprotein receptor-related protein 1-like. The record is from RefSeq and is a predicted model, not a curated record. The coding region runs from base 14 to 2077 and encodes 687 amino acids. The transcript is spliced from 5 exons. NCBI's taxonomy places the organism in Eukaryota, Metazoa, Arthropoda, Arachnida, Sarcoptiformes, Oppiidae.